Molecule: messenger RNA, 288 nt
Organism: Saprolegnia diclina VS20
Lineage: Eukaryota; Oomycota; Saprolegniomycetes; Saprolegniales; Saprolegniaceae
Exons: 3
Coding region: 1-288 (95 amino acids)
Source: RefSeq, a predicted model, not a curated record
AUGGACAAAGCCAAGGCCGGUCCGCGCGAGGACAACAUGAAGAUCAUGGUGCAUGUCCUCGACAAGACCAUCGUCGUCUCCUGUGGCACGGGCAGCCAGCGCAUGCAAUGGCUCGGCCACGUGGGCAUUGCGCGUUACGACGAGGAGCAUCUCCAGGGUUGGCUACAGCUCGGCAAGCCGGCCAAGAUCACAUCCAGCGCAGGGGUACCCUUCCAGGCUAACGACGUCAUUUGCGAAGUUCUCCAGGACAAGGACCAUGUCUAUGUCGAGCCAACGCGACAACCGUGA